Molecule: messenger RNA, 3610 nt
Organism: Misgurnus anguillicaudatus (oriental weatherfish)
Lineage: Eukaryota; Metazoa; Chordata; Actinopteri; Cypriniformes; Cobitidae
Gene: golm2
Product: golgi membrane protein 2
Source: RefSeq, a predicted model, not a curated record
ACUCCUCUGUACACCUUACACGCUGGGCGACAUUUUUUUCUGAAAUUUACCGAGACGUCUCCUCGCAGUUAGAGAUUCAAAAUAACAACCCGUCUACAUUUUAUCAUUUUUAUUGUUUAUUUCUGUAUACACGAAUACAGCGUUUAUUUUUCCAUCUUACGUCUGUAAGUUACCGACAUAAGAAAGCCUGCUGUUGUUGACUUUUAAGCGAACUCAAGGCUAGCUGUGUAUGUAUAUAGUCAAUCUUACAUAGAGUUGCAUUUAGAGACGCGACAAACGCAUAUUUUCUGUUUGUUUAUUUAGUGUGUUGCUUAAUUUAAGGGGCGUAUAUAACGCGCUUACAGAUUACUGUACAUCCGGUUUCGUUGGUAGUGUCAAAUGCGAUGCUAACUGGCCGAUAGCCUGUGCUCUGUAGCUAAUGUUAAUGGAUCUUUUCACGAGCUCAUAAUCUUUUUUCAGAUCUGCUUUGUGGGUUUGUCGCUGUGUUUAGGAUAUAUCAAUAUCGCGUUGUUUGAAUAAACCAGGAUACAGUUCUUGCUCCACCGGUUCUGCUAUCAGAUCGACGCAUGACACUUUAGCAAGGUAAUUGCUAGUACUAUUAACAGCUGAUCUCUGCAUUCAGAAAUCUGUACAUUACACUAGCAUGACGGCAGAUCUGCAGAGAUGACCUUAACCGAAUAAAAGUGCACGAUCAAGUUUUGUAGGAUCAGCCAGAGGAAGGGAAUCGUAUGGCUGCGCGCUGUUAGCCCGCAUCAGCUGAGCUCUCAAAUAGGCCACGUCGCCUGUGUGUGCGUGUUCAUGUAUUUGAUCUACUGACAGUAGCGUUGCAUGAAUGCAAACAAGGAACAGCGAGAAUUCGCCAACUGUGCGGAAGGGACACGGAGGAAACGUCAAAAUUGUAGUUGUCACCUACUUCAUCUCAAGGUUGCUAUAAACCGAACGGUUGAGGAGAUAUGAGUCUCAUUUAAAUACUUUAACGUAGGAACUUUUGGUUAACAGAUUUUAACGCUCACACAAAGCCAGUGAUCGCUAUUUGCGUGUCUGUUCGAUCACACAAUGAUCGGGUUCAGCGCGAAUCGACGCGGAGGUCGCCUCCCGUCUUUCAUCCUGAUCGCGUUAUUGGUGAUUAUUGGCAUUGUGUCGUUUAACUACUGGAGCGUGUCCAGUAAGCACGGAAGGCUGCUGGACGAGCUGGCCGAGGUGCAAACGCAGGUGAAGCGCACCGACGCUGCGCGCUCCCGCCUGGAGAAGAGAAACUCCGAGCUGAUGAUGCAGGUGGACGCGCACAGGAAACAGAUCGAGCAGAAAGAUGGAGAUUACAACACGCUGGAGAGCAAACUGGAGAACAGGGAUGCGCAGCUGAAAUCCUGCAACGAUGAAAAGAAUCAACUCCAAAUUGAUGUCAGUGCCAAGAUGUUGGAGCUUCACAAGCUGGAGGAGCAGAUGAAGGAGUUAAGACAGGAAAUCAUCCGACAGGAAGACCAGUUAAGGGAGGUGCGGAAAAACAGCACCAACCUGGAGAAAAAACUAGAAUAUGAGAGCUUGCAGUGUGGUCGCCAAAUGUCUGAGCUGAAAGCAGAGUAUGAAGAGAGCAAGAAGAGAGCGGAAGAUGACGCGGCCAAACUCAGAAAGAAUUUAAUAGAGACUGGUAAAAAAGGAGGAGUGGGUCGGCAAGUGGAUCUGGAACUGAACUCAAACAAAAGACUAGACAGAAAGGACACUGCAGAGCACCACACUGUGGCUCCACAACAUGAUGGCCCGGGUCUAAAAGAUGAAAUGGUUAAACCUGGUAGUGAUGCAGGAAUGCCUGGCAUUGAGGACAGUGAAGUAGGCAAGAUAGAAGUUGGACAGUUUGCACUAAAGAAGCCGGCCAUCACACAGAAACACAUGGAGCCUGCGGAGGCUGCAGCGAUGCUAAAGGAAGAGAGGGCAGGACUUGCAGCUUUAGCCCGACCAGGAGAUGAUCAUGCCCGUGGGCAGCCGCUGGAUCAACCAGAUGUGCCCCACGAUGAAAGUCUGCAUUUGAGGAAACACGAGGGCCUCGUCCAGCAGCAGGUUCCAAAGCCAGUGGCUGACAAACCCAUGUUGUUUGAUGAGGAUAAUAAAGUGGGCAUAAAGGCAGAUGAGUUUGGGGAGCAGCGCAGACAACUGGGAGCUCCUGAAGAUUUUAAGGCAGAGGGAGUUGGACUUCCUCCUCCUCCUAACCCUGCUCAGGUCCUGCCCAAACCUAUUGAUCCUCACAAUGGCAGAGAACCUGCGCCCGCCGACCCUCCACGUCACCGUCAGAGCCGUUUCUUUGAUGAAAAUGAGUCCCCUGUAGAUCCGCAACACGGCAAUAAGCUGGCGGACUACAACGGGGACGACGGCAACGUGGGUGAGUAUGAGGCGGACAAGCAGGCCGAGCUGGCCUACAAUGAGGAAGAGGAUGGUGAUGGUGGGGAGGAAGACGUCCAAGAUGAUGAAGACCGGGAGGCUCCAGGUGAAAGGGCUGUGGAAUAUGGAAAACGACAUAAAGCAAUUGACAUCCUGUAGUCCCAUCUGUCAAAAUAUUUUAAAUUCAGCCUGGAUGUUCUUGAAAAUGAAGUAGCCGAGAGAGGAAAAAAUCCCUUGGAGUUCAGCUGUGAUUUUGUUGUAAUGUAUUAUCGGAGACAUUCAAACUUUACAGUGUCUUCAAAGACGAAUGAGAGUCAUGGAUGUGAACUUGAUCAUCGCUGACCAGACUUUUAUUCAACUUAAAUGCGAAUGUUUGCUUGCACAUGACCUAAUUUGAGAGUAUUUCCAUCUGCACAGAUUUAACAGAUUUGGGUUUUGGAAGUGAGAAAACUAUACUGUACAAAUGCUGUUUUUUUCUUCUUUUGUAAUAAUAAGUUCAUGGACCGGAGGACAUUACUGUGAAUAGACAGACAAUAUGGAAGUGAUAUUUCUGUUUGUUUCACAAAGUGGAAAAUAUUGAUACUUCAACUAUUGAACAGGACCUACAGCACACAACGUUUUUCUCCUCCAAGAACUGUUGAAAAGCAUAAUGUCCCUUUAUCUUUCUGGACAACAGUUACUGUAGACUACGGGAAGAUGCAUCUGAGUUGAUCUUGAACUGUUUUUAAGCACCAUCUCUUUUUUCCAGAUAUUAGACAAGACUUGUACGAUUGCUGGAGCCUUUUGUACUGGUUCUGGAUCUGAAGGAUCACAUACAAGUGUACGCAGAGUUUUGUAAGGACAUUAUUGCAUGCAAAAGAAACAGCCUUUGCUAAUCAACCUGUAGAACAAGAAGCAAUACUUUGUGCCACAGACUAAACCCAUCACAGCUGUGAGUCAGCUUUUUCUUACAGGUAGAUGUACAGUACCUAACCGAGAAGUCCAUGUUAAAAGUAAUGCUGUAGAAUACCAAAACUCUCAACUGGAAAUAAUGACCUAACUGUUUUUCUCAUAGUCAAGCGAAAUAUGAUAGGAUUCGCAAACUGAAUGUACUCUUCUAGCUUGUGAUUGUUUUGAGAUUGUUACAUGGGUGUUUGGGCUCUCUAACUCUUACAAAGCUGUGCAGCGCAAUCCAAGGAUAAUGUUUAACAAAAUGCUUUAUAUUUCCAAUAAACUGCUCCUGUUUUGGAAAGUCAAA